Messenger RNA from Rhizophagus irregularis DAOM 181602=DAOM 197198, 849 nucleotides. Lineage: Eukaryota; Fungi; Glomeromycota; Glomeromycetes; Glomerales; Glomeraceae. The record is from RefSeq and is a predicted model, not a curated record.
AUGUGUCGUUUAUGCAAAAAAGAUAAAGAAAGCUUUAGUCUCGAUCAAGAACCUGAUCAAUUAAGUGAGGAUGAAAAAGCUAAUUUAUUCAUAUAUCUCACUGGCAAUGAUACUAUAUUAGUUGAGGUGAAAAACUUAUGUAAUCUCUGGCAAACAAAUAGUGCUAAACUUAAAUACUUAAAAGGUCUAUCAAAGAAGUUCGCUCUGGUUAUUGUAGAGCAACCCGAUACUGUUAAGCGGACUUAUGACCAAGCAGAUUUAGCUGAUAAUAGUGCUAAAAUCUGCGGAGAGCUUAUUCAAAGAUUUGAAACAAUCCCAACCAAGGCAGAAGAACUUCAAUCUCUUAUUAAUCGACAGCUUCUACAAAAAUGGCCUGUGACUUCUGAUGAGGAGCAAAUUUAUCCUGAAAUGAAAGAUUAUGUCUGUAUGACAGAGAAUGAACAUGCUAUGAUUAGAGUUCCACUCGAAACUUUUAAUAAAUAUAUUUGUGGAGCUUUGCCCAUCGAAAUUGAUCAAGAUAAAGCUGAUUCAGAAACUACUAUGAUAGGUUCAAAACAGCCUGAUUUUCUAUGCUGGAUAAAAAAACUACUUCUAUUUAAGGGUGAGGAGAAGGCAAGUUCCAGUGAAUUUAACACAGCUGUAGAAGAAUUAAAAGAGAAAUUUAAUGUACUUGAUCCCAUAUGCUUUACUAAGAAAAAACCAAGUAUAUUAUCCCCACUUACCAGCGAACUUAAUGCUAGCAACCUUGUGGAUAGAAUUACUAUUCUCUGCACAGUUGUAAACAUUGCUCGUAUCAUCUUAAUUAUAAGUGACAACAUCCCUAAUACUCUUAUACCUCUUGGAAAAUGA